AUGUUAUCUUCCUCUUUUUCUUUCUCUAUCUUCUUCUUAAUAUUCCUCUUCUUCUUCUUUUUCUUCUUCUUUUUCUUCUUUAUCUUCUUCUUUCUCUUUAUCUCCUUCUUUCUCUUCAUAUUCUUCUUUACCAUCUUUUUCUUUCUCUUUACCUUCUUCUUCUUCUUUUUCUUCUUUCUCUUAAUCUCCUUCUUUCUCUUCAUAUUCUUCUCCUUCUUUACCUUCUUUUUUCUCUUUAUCUGCUUCUUCUUUCUCUAUCUUCUUCUUUCUCUUUACCUUCUUCUUCUUCUUCUUUCUCUUUAUCUUCUUUCUCUUCAUACUAUUCAUCUUUAUCAUCUUCUUCUUUCUCUUUACCUUCUUCUUAUUCUUUCUCUUUCGUUUUCUUCCUCUUUCUCUUCAUAUUCUUCUUCUUUUUUAUCAUCUUCUUCUUUCUCUUUACCUUCUUCUCCUUCUCCUUUCCCUUCUUUCUGUUUAUCUGCUUCUUUCUUUUCAUAUUCUUCAUCUUUACCAUCUUCUUCUUUCUCUUUACCUUUUUCUUCUUCUUUUCUUUCUCUUUACUUCUUCUUCUUUCUCUUUAUCUUCUUCUUUCUUUUCAUAUUCUUCUUCUUCUUUACUAUCUUCUUCUUUCUCUUUACCUUCUUCUUCUUUCUCUUUAUCUUCUUCUUUCUCUUUACCUUCUUCUUCUUCUUCUUCUCUUUCUUUCUCUUCUUCUCAUCAUAUUCUUCUUCUUUACCAUAUUCUUCUUUCUUUUUACCUUCUUCUUCAUCUUUCUCUUUAUCUUCUUCUUCUUCUUUUUCUUUAUUUUCUUCUUUCUCUUCAUAUUCUUCUUCUUUGUCUUUAUCUUCUUUCUCUUCAUAUUCUUCUUCUUUGUCUUUAUCUUCUUCUUUCUCUUCAUAUUCUUCUUCUUUAUCAUCUUCUUCUUUCUCUUUACCUUCUUCUUUUUCUUCUUUCUCUUUAUCUUCUUCUUUCUCUUCAUAUUCUUCUUCUUCUUUACCUUCUUCUUUCUCUUUACAUUCUUCUUCUUUAUCUUCUUUCUCUUCAUAUUCUUCUCCUUUGAUUACCUUCUUCUUUUUUCUUUACCUUCUUCUUCUUCUUUCUCUUUAUCUUCUUCUUUCUCUUCAUAUUCUUCUUUUUUUCUUUUCUUCUUCUUUCUCUUUACCUUCUUUUUUCUCUUUCUCUUCUUCCUCUUCUUAUUUUUCUACUUAUUCUUCUACUUCUUUGUCUUUGAUUUCAUUAUCUUCCUCACUUUGCUAUUUUAUUUUUUCUUCAUCUUCUCCCCACUUUUUUCUCACACGUUUUCCUUCAUUUUGUCCAUUCUUUAAUUUCUUAUUCACUUCUUUCUUUCUUUUUCCUUUAAACGUCUUCUUCCCUUUCUUCUUCUUCCCUUUCUUUUUCUUCUUCUUCCUCUUCUUCUUCCCUUUCUUCUUCUUCUUCUUCUUCUUUCAUCUACCGUGA
Molecule: messenger RNA, 1455 nt
Organism: Acanthosepion pharaonis
Lineage: Eukaryota; Metazoa; Mollusca; Cephalopoda; Sepiida; Sepiidae
Source: the annotation of a GenBank genome assembly